Molecule: messenger RNA, 1554 nt
Organism: Coccidioides posadasii C735 delta SOWgp
Lineage: Eukaryota; Fungi; Ascomycota; Eurotiomycetes; Onygenales; Onygenaceae
Source: RefSeq, a predicted model, not a curated record
AUGGCUGCGCCAUUGCAAGAGCGACGAUGGUGGACUGGGGAUGAGGACAGGAUUUUGCUCCAGGAAGCGGAGCUCCAGCGAACAGAGGGAGGAACUAAAAAUUGGAAUGCCAUUGCAGAAAAGCUCCCUGGCCGGACGAAUAAAGACUGUCGCAAACGAUGGCACAAAAUUGGUCCCAAUAUCAAAAAAGGAGUUUGGACUCCUGAAGAAGAUGCCCGGCUGCAGGAGGCAGUCAGUUUGUUUGGCUUAAAGUGGACCCGUGUUGCAGAGUUUGUGGGAUCUCGCAACGCUGAUCAUCCGAGCUUGAGUCACACCCCAUGGACAGAGGAGCAAGAUCAGCUUCUCCUGAUGGUUGUUAACAAAUUUGGGCACAACUGGAGCAAAAUCAGCAGUACAGCGUUCGGAGACAGAUCUACAUCUGAUAUCAAAAACAGGUAUGGGAUCACACAGACACAGUCCUUUGACAAUCAUUUCAGGAGAGACACCAGGCGAAGGAAACGAAACACAUCCGUCAGCAACACGGUGGCAUCCCAAAUCGACGAUGAGAAUCAUUCAGAUCUCGGCUGGCCAGAGUCCGGCACACUUCCAGAACCGCCCAGGAACGCACUCCUUGAUGUUGGCACCACCCCCUCGUUAGAUUCCAGUUCUGAAACACCCGUCAGUAUCGACUAUCUUUUAGAGAAUACCGAUAUUGCGCAACUGUCAGAGAUGAAUGGCCUUAGUAACACCUCCAUCUCGCCCUAUGAGGAUGUUACGUCGAAGGACGCCAUGGCGGACCCCGAUCCCGACUUCAGGAAGUUCCUGCAUCAUUUUGACCCUUCCCAAGCUGCAGAUUUUGAUGGGGGCAAUUGGGACGCAGAUAGCCAUCUCAGAGCAGUCACACGGGGGGGCUUUGGGAGAGAAGAGACCAACCACGCGAACAACGGGGAGUGGCCUGAUUCCAGCCACAUCGCAUCAACAAAUCCGACAGAAACAGAUACAGGAUCGCAAUCUUGCACUAGCACCUUGGUUCUGGAGGAGAUGGAGCCGCAGACUGUAACACUUGUGCUCAGCACGCUCUUGGGCAGCAAUUCCCGCUUCCGGAUGCGGAUUGACAACAAUUAGGUGCUCUUGGCAGUCUCUGCAUUUUUAUGUGUUCCUGGUCUGGUUCUCUAGUCGGUUUCUUCCCCUUCUCUCAGACUCAAAUGCCCCAUAUUCCUACAAAAAUCAAUUAGAGAAUCAAUCAGACUAACAGGUGGGUGUCUACUCGCGAUGCUCGCUUUACAGUGAGCAUAUGGUUGAUAUAUUGGAAUCCUGGAAUGCAUCGGCGCAAGAUUCGCCCGUGCCCACCAUUUUCCAAGCCAGCAUUGCUUAAAAAAAUAUAAGCUAACAUUUUCUCUUAACAGGCUGAAUUCAGAGAGGCUCUAUAAAUAAAUUGAUCAGAGCUGAUCCGAUCAGCGUUGGAAUCUGGACCGGAACGGACAACCACUGCGAUGCUUGUCGUUGCCAUGAAGCUUCUAAUAGGCCUGUGGUUGCGAGAGGUUCGGCCGAGACUGCUUGAAGGUCACAUGAGGG